AUGCUACAACCAUAUCCCAGGUUCUAUAUCAUUCGGCCUCAAGGUUCAUUUGUGCCCUUGAUCCCAGUCGACGAGCUACCGACGUGGAUUCAAGUUGGAAACUGGGACUGGAAUGAUAUGUCAUUGUUCACUGCCAUGGCUCCUGCUAGUUUCAGCUCUAUCCCGCGCAUCGGUGAAUACGACGUCGUCUGCCACCACUGCAGCGCCAGUCUCGAUAGUCUUCAUCGAAGCGUCUCGGAGCAGAGCGGGAAGACUAGACAUAGCUCUCAGUACCCUCCCUUACCACUUACGAAACCAAACAAGACCUACGCCGGUGCAUUUCUCUCACAGUCAUCACAGGAGGCACUUUCUCCUCUGGCCUCAAGCUAUCUAAUGUCCUUGAAACAGCCGCUCUUUUACACAUCUGGAUACCCUGCAUGUUUCACCGAACCCCCUUAUUAUGCGAAUCUGCAGAGCCCUUUUGUUGGAGUGUGUUUCAUUAAAGGCAUCUGCCAAAGGCGUCGAGAACGAACGAACGAAUCGAUAUCUUUGAAAGAUUUACGUAAACAACAGAACCGGAAUAGUCAAGAACUAACCGCUGACGAGUUUCUGGAUCCUGAGGAUCCUCCAGCUCCUGCCAAUUUGCCAAGCGCUCCAAAUCCGCAAACCGCUGCGGCUGGCCUGAGUGCUCAGGGCCAACCCCAGAGUAAUCAGGCGUAUGACCCCGACGAGAUCACAGAGGUAAACGACAAUGUAGGCAAUGCACCUGCCGCACCGUUGUCGGGUGAUGAGAUCCAGGAAAUGGGAGGAAGUCUUACACCAGCGUCCCCGUCGAAGUCCAAGCAACAGAAUCCCGCUAGAGAGGAACCGCAACCAGUUCCUAUACCACCAAAGUCCCCGUUGAGGUCCGCGCCACAGGAGCACGAUCAUCCUGCUACAAGAGAAACACAACCAGUUCCUAUACAAGGGGCAUCAUCGGGGCCCAAGCCAUAUGGAUCUAAUUACCAUCCUAAGCAUAAGACGGGCUCACACCCAAACAAACACGAGGAGCUCCCAACAUUUCCCGUCGACCAGUCACUCAUUUUUCCACACUCGCCCUCCGACACUAGUCUAGAUAGCAGAUUGAGGAUAGGUACUCAAUCUGCUCGGUACGAGGACAUGGACCUGUAUGAUAUCUCACGCCGCUCAUGUGAGGCUUCACCUCAAACCACAAAAUCGCCGUUACCACAAGCAUCUUCAAAACGACGUUUGAAGGCGAGGGGGUUCAAGCCAUUUUCAUUAUUCUAA
This is a messenger RNA of Aspergillus bombycis, 1266 nucleotides long. RefSeq lists its product as uncharacterized. The transcript has a single exon. Bases 1 to 1266 code for a protein of 421 amino acids. NCBI's taxonomy places the organism in Eukaryota, Fungi, Ascomycota, Eurotiomycetes, Eurotiales, Aspergillaceae. The record is from RefSeq and is a predicted model, not a curated record.